Messenger RNA from Abrus precatorius (Indian licorice), 1299 nucleotides. Its product is annotated as vestitone reductase-like. The transcript is spliced from 4 exons. The coding region runs from base 45 to 1040 and encodes 331 amino acids. NCBI's taxonomy places the organism in Eukaryota, Viridiplantae, Streptophyta, Magnoliopsida, Fabales, Fabaceae. Gene Ontology annotation, molecular function: oxidoreductase activity, acting on the CH-OH group of donors, NAD or NADP as acceptor. The record is from RefSeq and is a predicted model, not a curated record.
UAGAAGUUGAGGACAUCAAACACUGCCACAGGAAGAGUGAUCAAAUGGCAGAGGGGAAAGGUAGAGUUUGUGUCACUGGAGGUACAGGUUUUCUUGCUUCAUGGAUCAUCAAGAGACUCCUUCAAGAUGGAUAUGCUGUUAAUACCACCAUUAGAUCUGAUCCAGGACGUAAGAGAGAUGUUAGUUUUCUGACAAAUCUACCUGGGGCAUCAGAAAAGCUAAAAAUCUUCAAUGCUGAUCUUAGCAACCCAGAAAGUUUUGGUGAAGCAGUAGAAGGGUGUGUUGGGGUGUUCCACACGGCUACUCCUAUUGAUUUUGCAGUGAGCGAGGCAGAGGAAACAGUGACCAAAAGAACCGUUGAUGGGGCAUUAGGCAUUUUGAGAGCAUGUCUCAAGUCAAAGACUGUGAAAAGGGUGGUUUACACUUCUAGUGCUUCCACCGUUUCAUUUAGUGGCACACAAAAAGAUGUAGUGGAUGAGAGUGUUUGGAGCGAUGUAGAUUUGCUUAGGACUGUGAAGCCAUUUGGUUGGUCUUAUGCGGUUUCAAAGGUGUUGACUGAGAAGGCAUUGCUUGAGUUUGGAGAGCAACAUGGGUUGGAGGUUGUUUCUCUCAUAGCUCCUUUUGUUGUUGGUCGCUUCAUUUGUCCCAAGCUUCCUGAUUCUGUUGAAAGAGCUCUGAUUUUGGUCUUAGAAAUUGAUGGUGCAGGUAAAAAGGAAGAAAUUGGUGUCACUCGUUUCCAUAUGGUGCAUGUGGAUGAUGUGGCUAGAGCACAUAUAUUCCUUCUUGAGCAUCCUAAUCCAAAAGGGAGAUAUAAUUGCUCAUCAUUCAUUGUACCUAUUGAAGAGAUUUCUGAACUUCUUUCAGCCAAAUACCCAGAAUAUCAAAUUCCAACAGUAGAGGAGCUGAAGGAAAUUAAUGGUGCCAAGUUACCACAUUUAACCUCCAAGAAACUGGUGGAUGCUGGUUUUAAGUUCAAGUAUAGCCUUGAGGACAUGUUUCAGGAUGCAAUUGAAUGCUGCAAGGAAAAGGGUUAUCUUUAAUCUAGUUUAGCCAUGAAGUUAACAAAAUAAGUUGCUAAAGAUGAUUGAUAGUUUGAAGCAUUUCAUAUUGUUAGUAACGAUGGCUCCCAUGUACACCACUUAAUGGAUGAAGUUACUUGUAAUAAAUCAAGAUAAAAUUAAUCUGGCAAAUACCAUGUAUGCCUUCAUGGCAUAAAAUAUGAAGUUAUCAAUUUAAGGAAACGAUAACUUGCUUUAAUCAUAUGAUGCCAAAUUAAUAUCAAAACCAGUUGCACAACCC